CACUAGAGAAGACACUGCCUACAAACUUCCAUAUUAACCUUCAACACCCGUCUAAUCCGAUUAUGACCAUCACUCUGCGCGAAGAUUUCGUGGCUGCACGCGCACAGAGCGAGCUCCGGACCGGCCUAAACGUGGCGCGACGAGAGUAAGUUCGGGUGGGUUCGUUACCAGAGUAAACGCGAGUGCACAGGCGCCUCAAGUCCCCGCGUCAGACCCAAGACGUGACCCCUAAGAAGGCGGAAAGCGCGCGAAGAUGGCGCUCGCGGACAUCAUGUCGGUCGAGAUGAGCGCUAAGUACAUGGACUCCAGCAGUUCGUCGAGCCUUUCGUCUGACUCGGACGACGUAUCGUCGUCGUCAAGCUCAUCGGCGAUCUCCUCGUCCUCCUCCGACUCGGAGUCAGACUCGGACGCGCCACGAGCCUCUGUGAAGAAGAAAACGGGCCCUAGAGCACGCCCAGGCAAGCGAGUGGACGUGGCUCUCUCGGACUACGGGGACGAUUCAGACUUGGACAGUGCCACUAGCGGUGGUAGGAAGAAAACGAAGAAGAAAGCGAAACCUGCGGCUCCGAGAAGAUCUCCCACCAAGAAGAAGAAGGUUGAGAAACUCGCACCGAUAGCAGUGCCUCCGAGCCUCCCACCGCCUCCUCCUCCGCCUCCGCUGCCGCCUCCUACGGCUCCAGACGAUUCUUCCAGUAACAGCUCAUUAAGUGACAGUUCUAGCUCGGACUCAUCCGACUUGUCAGACUCAGAAACGCCGGCUCCUCCACCACCUCCACCUACUAGUAAUGCUGCUAUAGCACCUGUGGCACCUGCUUCGACAAGGCCGAAGCGGAAAGCUACAACGAAGAAGAACGUGUCUGAGAAUCCGUCGUCAUUAAAGGUUACUCUGAAGCUCCCGCCAGGGUUUAUUGCGAAUAGUCGUGGAGCUUCUACGUUGAACUCGAGCAAAAAGCCCUCGUUCCAGGUGACAGAUUCAAAAGCCACGGCGCGAAUUGGAUCAUCCACAGCUAGGAAAGCAAAACCCGUUGCAGGUUCUAGAUCUACGAAGAAAAAGCAGUCCGCAGGUCGCUCACAAGGUGCGACUGCUGCAGUACCGAUACCCCAAGCGAAUGGGGCGUUGCCCGCUGCACCGACCAACCCUGUUGGCCCACCUGUGUUGCCCAAGUUAAUUCCAACAGGGCCUACUGUCCCUGCUGGAGAGAUUCGCGGUGCAAGAGAGUUGUCAUUAGUGGACCCUGCUCUAGCUGGCGAUCAUCCCGAAGAAACGAUCGAGUCCAACAUUCCGGCUCAUUUUAAUGACCCGUACGCUCAUGGUGGUGAUAUCCUGCGCCUUUUGGACAUGUUUUUCUUCUGCGACGAAAAUGGGUACGUCACCACACAAUUUGGCUUGAAGGUGGACUGAUAUUUACUUGGUAUGUUGUCUGGUUGCAGCAAAGCAAUUAGUCUCGAGAUUCUGGAUCGACCAAAAGACCAGCGUCCAAAAAUUAUGGGCUUUGGAACAGUCGUAGAGCAUUUACCACUGGCUGAGCGUCCUCUCCCAAUCAAACCAAUUCUCGCGUCUCCGGCAUUUCCUUCACGCUCUAAGAAGCGUCCGCGAGCUGAUUCUUCUUCAUCCACUCCUGCAAAAUCUCCUGCUUCGAAGUCGCGAGCCAGGCCGAAAGCUAGCGGCUCAAAUGACACUAAACGGGCGAAGGUUGACGAUGAGAGAAUUGAUCAAGGCGAUGGCGAAUUCGAAGAAAAGGAGGGCGAGACCUCAUGCUCCAGAGAAAGUGAUAUUUUCCAGCGGUCGAAUGUGUACCGUUUCCCCAGUCCGUUUUAUCCAAGUCACCUGACUCAAAUGGAUGGACAAUCUGAUUCAGACAGUGGAGGUAGUGAUCUAACCUCAGACGAUGAAGAUAUGCGCUCAGGCAAAAGUGGAUCUGGUGCUGCUUCAGACAACGAUAGUGAGCUCCUCUCCUCCGCCUCUAGUAGCUCAAGUGGGAGUGGUAGUGACUCCGGCAAUUCUUCGUCUUCGGGCGGUAGUGAUGCAGAAAACGGUGAGAGAAUGACUCCAGCAAGUUGGCGCCCAUCUACAAAGACCGCGACGGCCGUUAAUUCGGAACACCCAACCCAACGGGCUGCCGAAUCUAAACGACCUGCUGCAGAGAGAGAACAAAGGAGACCGAGUGCCCGAGUCGAUUCGAGAAAUGCUGGUUUGCCUUCGGACGUUGUCGAACUUAUGCGGACUGACCAUGCUGUUGAAGUCAAUGCGAAGGGAACUCCCGACGAGCUGAACUUGAUGGAAUGCGGUUUCCGUCAUCCUGAUACUUACCCACGCACUCGUGUUUGGCUUCCGGAAAUCACGGAUUGGUGCCUCGAUUACGCAGAGGGAGAUCCUACGUUGUGGGUUAUCACACCUCAUGCAUGGUACAAGAUUGCGGGACCGUUAUCCGGGCUGCUGCCACACGCGUCGUAUCGUGAGACUUUCAAGCACGUUCGGUAUCUGUUUGAAGCUAGCUACCUUGUAGCGUACGUCCUCAAGGAGUGGCUGCCCAUCAACAAGAAGGUGUCAUAUCGGGCCACUCUUCAGCAGAUUAUUGAGCUGUCUCUUCUAGGGAGAUAUCGCGCGUCUGGCUGGUUUCUCGUGAAGAACUACCCAUUCAUCCGGGCUCAGAUAUCUAACCUGUUCCCUGAUAAGGACACCUAUCUGGAGUCGAUGUUUUUCAAACAGCUCCACCGCCUGCACGAAAAUUACACUCUACGUGAGGCGAGGCACCAAAAGGAGAUGGCCGAACGGGAAGUCCGUCGUGCGAAACGAGAGAAUGAGCGUCUUCAAAAGAGGCAACGGGUUGAGGAUGAGCGUCAACGGCUGAAGGAUGAACGAGAAGAAGAGCGGAAACUAAAAGAGGAAGAGCUGAAAUAUCCUGUGGAAGACUUGCGCCUGCUGGAAGGAGAUGCGGUAAACUCUAACAGCCUACCGUUGAAUUGCUCAGACUUGAAGGGCGUCAAAGGACCACUGCUUGGCGAGCUCAUCAUGGCGUGGCAAACGAUCUGCACCUUUAAGGGUUUUGUUGGACUUGAGAUGAUUUCAUUGGAGGCUCUCGUCGAGUGUAUCACGGCUCGCUGUGACGAAGGGACCGACGUUGGUUUGACCAGAAUCUUCAUGGCGUUUUUACGCGUUAUUUUAGCUGAAAAAUCGUUCAUGUCGCCGCUGGAUGAUCUGGUUGUUGAAGGCAACAUUAAGGUGUCGGAUUUGUUUGUGAACAGCGAGAGAACCUAUGGAAUUUGCGAACGUGCCAAUGGCGACAUGCUGAAUGCAGUAACUUGGCAAGAGAUUCUCCGCCAGUUGAUGGCUAAGGAUCUUGGAAUCGACCCGUCCCUUGGUCGCGUGGAACCGUUGGUGGGCUGUGAGAUUGUUCGACAGACGCUGUACAUGCAGAACAACUCAGGCCCCUUUAAUGCCCCUGUUGAUACGUCGUUAAAGGGUCUGGAAGAUUACGCGCAAGUGAUUAAGAAUCCGAUGGACCUGGGCACUAUCAAGAAGAAGAUCGAUUCGGGAGGUUACGAGGGACCUGAUGGAUACGAGAAGUUUGCUGAGGAUAUUCGUUUGGUGUGGGAUAACGCUGUACUAUACAAUGGUGAAGAAUCAGACGUGGGUCGCGCUGCUUUAGCCUUGUCGGAUGUGUUUGAGCAAGACUACGAGCGGUUUGUGGUUGGACGGGUUCGAGCGAACCAAAGUCGUAUUGAAGGUUGCGAAAAGGCUAAACAAACGCUGCAAGAUCCGUUCGCCGGAGAGCUUCAGUCCUUUCAAUACGCCGAUGUUGUGUAUGGAUUAUACUGCUCGGAGUUCCACGAGCUCCCAACCGCGUACAAGAUUGGUGCUCUCUCGUGGAUUUGCUCGGAGUUCUUGACACUAUCUAGUAUUCGCACCUACAUGGCAUCUCAGGUAGAUCAGGAGAUGUUAAUUUACAAGAAUUACAGAAAGCGCGCCGCCGAUUUGGAUUCCCGGAGAAAGCACUCGGACAAAAUGCGACGCGAAAGAGAGAAUGCCUUUAGAAGGGAUUGUGCUAACCAAGGUAUCCAUCCCAACUCGCACAACGUUUUCUCGGAGGGCAUUAAGCGGCGACAUGAGUUCAUCGGCAAGUUUUUCGAAGACCUGCAGGCGGAGAAACUCGAGGAUGAGAAGAACUUGGAGCAAGAAAAAAAGGCGCAGGCGGAGGAAAUGGCCAGUGAGCUGAGCUCGGUUGUCAUUCGCGAGUCUCCUAUCGGAAGAGACAGAUACCACAACUCGUAUUUCAUGUUCAAGCACGAUACAAAGCCUAGGUUGUUUAUUGAGCGUGGAGACUCUGGAGACUUUGUGGUUUGCAAGACUGCAGCUGACAUUACGACAAUCUUGGAAUGGUUGAACCCGAAGGGUGUGCGAGAACUGGAUUUGUUAACCAAGCUGCAGGAGGUAAAAGACAAGCUGCUUAGUAACUUCGAGGAAGAAGACAAGCAAGACGACGAUGCUGCACCAGGCAUUGUGUGGAAUACCAAGGGUGGCAUCGAGCUUCAAAUGUUCCCUCUUCCUGGUGGUGCGAUAAAGAGUGAUGUUAUGACUAUCACGGACGAAGACAGGGUCAUCAAGUCGCAAAAUAUCGCUCGUAAAAUGCUGUUGUGCCUGAAGCAACAUCUCGAAAAUGCGAACACGUUGUCUGCUUCAUGGGACGGUGCCCACACAUGGAAUGCUCGCGUGGAAGCAGCAAAGUCGUUUAAAGACGAGCUUGAUUUGUUCUCUGAAUUGGAGAACGCAGCAGUGGCGGCUUUAAAUUCUGGAGUGGAGACAAUCCGACCUUCAUGGCAGCGAAAGCGACACGAGUGGCGGCUGGCAUUGGAGGGCUCUUGUACAUACGCUCAGCUGGUGUUUUUGCUGCAUUUGCUGCUAGAAGAGUUCCUCAACGUCGAAGCUUUUAUGGACCUGCACAUUCGCUUGGAUCGACGGGAAUGGCUCAAGUUGCGACCUAAGGAGACCCGGAAUUUUAUUCCUGAGGUCGGAAAGACCGUCGUAUACUUCGGAGAUGGUCACGCUCUAGCGUUGAAAGAAGAUGAGAAGUCGAAGAGAAAACGUUUCACGCAGAAAAGUGAUACUCCUGUCCGUAAGGCGAGUGUGAUCUGCACAGUGGAGAAAGUAUCGUAUCAUCACGGCGGAGGAGACCCGUAUGCGCUGGCAGUGUUGAAGCCGAUUUCGGACAUGGCAAACCACGAAUGCAUUCGCGAGCCGGGAACUCUUUUUUGCCCUCUACCCUCGCGAGACCAGAGACUCGCGAGAGUCUUUUUGCGAGUUUUGGCUAAGCUGAAGAUGCUAGCCGAUGCUGGUCCGUUCCUGGAACCAGUGUCAGAUCGGGAGUUCCCACAAUACAAAGAGAUCAUCUUGCAACCCAUGGAUCUCGGGAAAAUGACCACGAAGGCAAGCACGCUGGAGUACAAGAAUGCAGCAGAGUUUAUGACCGACUUGAGACUCAUGCGUGACAACUGCCAGCUCUUUUGCGAAGGUCGCUUCCCGACUUUGCCUCCCUUGGCUCACAAUUUGGUAUAUGUCGCGGACGGACAAAUGAAGAAGUGGGCCAAAGAGAUUAGAGCAUGCGAGGACGUUUCGGGUGAGUUGAAGACGGACAGUUUGUCACCAGAGAAGAAGGGCACCUCCAAGCAAGAUGAAUCCGAGCCUGAGAAAUCGACACAUACAAAGUUGCCGAUUCAGUCAAUUGUGACCAUCCUGCGCCUCGAAAACCGCUUGCCGGAGUAUGUUGUGGACAUCAGUCGAUAUUCGUGGGCAGUGAAUCGUACGUGGCGUUGUGGUGAGAAGUUCCGUAUGCUCUUCCGCAACCCUCAAGGACAGCCAGGUGAGUACUACGGAGGCGUGACUGCAGGGUCCUUACCCUUUGAUGAGCAUGGCAUGCUACCUUGGGAGUCGCUACGCAUUACGUGGGAUGAAGAUGAUGGAUCGGAUGACAACCGCAUUAACCCUUGGUACGUAUGCAGUUGAUUGGAUGAGAGUACUGCUGGGCUGUCGUCUCACUCAAUCGGAUGUCUCGUACUUGAAACAGGGAGGCGGAAUUUCCUCGAGGUGGAAAUCGGGCGUAGAUAGAGAUUAGUGUUCCAAGACCCCCGAUGCACAUGACGAAAGGUUCGCAUGUUUCAACACCUCAGUGAUUCGGUUUGUGGUCAUUGCUGGAAAAAUGAAUAUGAUGAUUGAGCCAAGGCUAACCUGGUGGCGGCGUGCUUUUCUGUUCGCGGUGUCCAUGAAUCAAACGCACGAAUAUUGUUUGAUGUUGAACAGAUGAAACAUGCAGCAACACUUAACUCCGCUCGCUUCGAGAUAUUCCCGAGAAGGCGGAGGUUAUCAUAGCGAACAUGAGGACAAGAAUAAUCCAAACUGCCAUAAGGAUGACCAAAGUCUAAGUUACGAAGUAUCCUUACCCAAGAUCGAGAUGCUAGCUCGACAUACAGGGAUUUCCUAAAUCUGGGAGCUCUGCUAGAGGGGACCUAAAGUACUACUUACUAGCCAUAGGUUCGAGGAGCAUGGAUGCUGCUGGUGUUUUAACCUGGUGUCUUGAGGCGACAACGUAGUGGUAGGUAAGAGCGGCAGGAUCGGGCCUCUAUUUCUUGUUCUGUUUCUUUUUGCUUUUCUUCUUCUUCUUGGGUGUACUUGCUCCGUUGGAUGUACCAGACUUCUUCCC
Molecule: messenger RNA, 6695 nt
Organism: Phytophthora nicotianae INRA-310
Lineage: Eukaryota; Oomycota; Peronosporomycetes; Peronosporales; Peronosporaceae
Exons: 3
Coding region: 1415-6001 (1528 amino acids)
Molecular function (GO): protein binding
Source: RefSeq, a predicted model, not a curated record